This is a messenger RNA of Eurytemora carolleeae, 794 nucleotides long. Its product is annotated as leucine-rich repeat extensin-like protein 1. Lineage: Eukaryota; Metazoa; Arthropoda; Copepoda; Calanoida; Temoridae. The transcript has 3 exons. The coding region runs from base 198 to 692 and encodes 164 amino acids. The record is from RefSeq and is a predicted model, not a curated record.
AAGAGAAUCAUGAAGCAUUGUGUGCUAUCUUUGGUCUUGCUUGUUGGAGUGCAGGAUCUGGAUACAAUAAAGUUUAUGGUGGAUAUGGAGGAGAUGUUGGAUAUGGAUACAACAAGGGUUAUGGAUACAACAAAAAGGCUUAUAGAAAGAGGCGUGAUACUUCCAGUGUGAAUAUAAGUGGCUAUACUGCUUAUCCAAUGAUUUACAGACAACCAUACGGAUCAAAGGGUUUUGGUGGAUUUGGUGGCAGCAAUGGAAGAUAUGUUCCAAGCGUCUCUACAAGUCCGUAUGAGCAGAUAUACAAUGAAUACUCCUAUGGCAAGGGAGCUAGGCCAUUUGGUCCUGUUCCUGUACAAGCUUCUCAAUCCUCUGCCUCAUAUGGCCCUGUCUCUUAUGGCCCUGCCUCUUAUGGCCCUGCCUCUUAUGGCCCUGCCUCCUAUGGCCCUGUUACCAAUGCACCCAUCUCCUAUGCCCCUUCUCCCUAUGAUCCUGCACCCUAUGCUCCCAUCUAUGAACCUGCCUAUGAUCCAGCUCCAUAUGCCCCUGUUACUUAUGAUCCAGCUCCCAUUGCCCCUGUCCCUGUAUCCUAUAAUCCAGCUCCCUAUGCCCAUGCUUCCUAUAAUCCAGUUUAUUAUCUCCCCUCAGCUCCACUCCAUUACACUCCUAUGCUCUAUGGACAAGCUUCUUAUUAACACUUGGAUCCUCUACCAGCUAGCAUUGAUACAUUUAGAUCUUUUAAAUCUUGUAUUUUAUGAUUUUUAUUAAUUUAUGUAAAAUAAAUUUUACAACUUAUA